Caenorhabditis remanei is the source of this 315-nucleotide messenger RNA. RefSeq lists its product as uncharacterized. The transcript has a single exon. The coding region runs from base 1 to 315 and encodes 104 amino acids. The record is from RefSeq and is a predicted model, not a curated record. NCBI's taxonomy places the organism in Eukaryota, Metazoa, Nematoda, Chromadorea, Rhabditida, Rhabditidae.
AUGUCCUGGGGCAUCGAUGAUGGUGAUGUAGUACUUGGCAGUCUCGAACUUCCAGAGGGCAAUAUCGAUGGUGAUACCACGUUCACGCUCGGCCUUCAGCUUGUCGAGAACCCAGGCGUACUUGAACGAUCCCUUUCCCAUUUCUUGAGCUUCCUUCUCGAACUUCUCGAUGGUUCUCUUGUCAAUUCCUCCGCACUUGUAGAUCAAGUGUCCAGUGGUGGUGGACUUUCCGGAGUCGACAUGUCCGAUGACAACAAUGUUGAUAUGGACCUUUUCCUUUCCCAUGGCGAUGAACGAUUGAAGGUUGGUUACUGA